Molecule: messenger RNA, 1069 nt
Organism: Cuscuta campestris
Lineage: Eukaryota; Viridiplantae; Streptophyta; Magnoliopsida; Solanales; Convolvulaceae
Source: the annotation of a GenBank genome assembly
GGUGAAAGACAAUCCACCACGAGGCCUCCGUUGUUUGAUGGAACAAAUUACACAUGUUGGAAGGAGUGGAUGAGGAUUUACAUCCAAUCCACCAACUUUCUCCCGUGGAGAAUCAUCAAGAAGUGCCCAUGAAGAAUGUUGGGAAAAUCACCGUCCCUAAAACCAAGGAUGAGUAUGAUGCGAAGGAGAUCAAGAAGAUUAAGAACAAUGCAAAAGCCAUGAACAUCCUCUAUUGUGCCGUGAACCCAGAUGACUAUCAGAAUAUUUCUUGUUCUUCUACCGCUAAGGAAAUUUGGGACAAGCUUGAAAUCACCUAUGUAGUUAUGGAUCAAGUCCGAGAAGCAAAAAUAGAUUUUCUAACCCAUGAAUAUGAACUGUUUCGUAUGAAGGAGAAUGAGAAAAUCGAUGAGAUGUUUAAACGAUUUUCAAAAAUCGUCAACGACCUUCACGCUCUCAAGAAGACGUACACGGACAAGGAGCUUGUGAGAAAAAUCCUGCGGAGUCUCACACCGGAAUGGCGCUCCAAAUCCGAUGUUAUCCAAGCGUCCAUCGGCAUCACCAACGUCACCAUCGAUGGGUUGAGAGUUAACCUCAUAACCUAUGAGUCUACCAUUCUUUUCCCUUCUUUAGGUGAACAAAAGAAGAAAAGGAUUGCACUCAAGGCUUCCACAAGUCAAGAACCCGCCAUGGAGGAAUCAAGGAACGAAGACAACAAGUUCGGGCUCGUUAUCAAGAAAUUCCACAAGUUCAUGCAGAAGGAGUAUGAAUGAAAGAGCAACAAGCAAGGAGGACCACCCAAAUGCUAUGGGUGUGGAGAAAUUGGGCAUAUCAAGCCAAAAUGCUCGAAUGCCAAGAACGAGAAGGAGAAGAAGUCAUUCAAGAAACACCGUGCUUACAUCUCGUGGGGAGGUGAUUCCGGCGAUGAGUCCUCGGAUGGCGAAGAAAACGAAAGCGCCAACCUUUGCCUCAUGGUACACGAGGAACCACUGGAGGAGGUAUGUACCACUUCUAAAGAUUCCUACACUUUUGAUGAUGUACAAGAAGCCUUUAAUGAACUUUACGAUGCGUA